This is a messenger RNA of Myxocyprinus asiaticus (Chinese sucker), 2853 nucleotides long. RefSeq names its product atypical kinase COQ8A, mitochondrial. The record is from RefSeq and is a predicted model, not a curated record. NCBI's taxonomy places the organism in Eukaryota, Metazoa, Chordata, Actinopteri, Cypriniformes, Catostomidae. Gene Ontology annotation, cellular component: extrinsic component of mitochondrial inner membrane. Gene Ontology annotation, molecular function: kinase activity. Bases 153 to 2018 code for a protein of 621 amino acids. The transcript is spliced from 15 exons. Gene Ontology annotation, biological process: ubiquinone biosynthetic process.
UGGGGGAGGAGCCAAACAGCUCUGUCAAGCACACGUCGGAGGGUAAUAAACAGAUCUCAACUCAUGGACGCAGCUUCACCGUAUCAGUAAGCUGGACAGUGAAGGCAACAGCCACACAUUUGCCAAUUCUGGAGGUGUGAAGAGGAACCAUUAUGGCAGGCGACAUGUUGUUGCUGAUGAGGGGUCUAGCUAAGCUGAGCCAGGCUGUGAUCGAGACCCAGGCCAACUCUCUGCGGGUCAGUGGAGGGGUGACCAACAGCAUGCAAAUGACGGCUGAACAGGGCAUGAGUAUAGCCAUGCAGAAGAUCCAGGAGUUCACAGGCGGCCAGCAGAGCAUCUCUGAUUUCAGCACAGACAUGGAUUCCAAGAAUGAUUUCACAGCUUCAAAAGAGAACUUAGAAAGUGUGGGACAUGUAGGUUUGGACAGUGAUUCAGUUUUCAGGGACUCUAGCACAGGUGCAGCAAAGACACACAGCCAGGCUCCAGGGAAGUCCAAGCUGUUUGAAGGCUACAGGGACCCUACUAGCCAGUUUACUGGACAAAUACGCUUGUAUCACCAGGAUCACUCUUCUGUGGGAGGCAUCACAGCUGAGGACAUUGAGAAAGCCAGGGAGGCAAAGCGAAAUGGCUCCAAACCACAUAAACAAAUGCUCAGUGAAAGAGCGAGAGAGCGGAAGGUACCGGUCACGCGAUUGGGGAGACUAGCAAAUUUUGGAGGGCUUGCUGUGGGUUUGGGUAUUGGAGCAUUGGCAGAGGUGGCAAAGAAAAGCCUCAGAUCAGAGGAGAAGAAUGGUGAUAAAAAGGCAGUUCUUGACAACAGCCCCUUCCUGUCAGAGGCCAAUGCAGAGCGUAUCGUCAGGACGCUGUGUAAAGUGCGCGGGGCGGCCCUCAAACUCGGUCAGAUGCUCAGUAUCCAGGAUGAUGCAUUCAUCAACCCACAACUGGCCAAGAUCUUUGAGCGUGUCCGACAGAGUGCAGACUUCAUGCCAAUCAAACAGAUGAUGAAAGCUCUGAGCAAUGACCUGGGCCCCAACUGGAGAGAUAAACUUGAGAUGUUUGAGGAAAGACCCUUUGCUGCUGCCUCCAUUGGACAGGUCCAUCUGGCCAGGAUGAAAGACGGUCGAGAAGUCGCCAUGAAAAUCCAGUAUCCUGGAGUGGCCCAGAGCAUCAACAGUGAUGUGAAUAACCUGAUGACUGUUCUGAGCAUGAGCAACACCCUUCCUGAAGGUCUGUUCCCGGAGCAUUUGAUGGAUGUGAUGCGACGCGAGCUGACGCUGGAGUGUGAUUACAUAAGGGAAGCCAAGUGUGCUCGGAAAUUCAAGGAACUUUUGAAAGAUCACCCCUUCUUCUACGUGCCAGAUGUAAUUGAUGAACUCAGCAGCCAGCAUGUCCUCACCACCGAGCUGGUGCCUGGAUUUCCCUUGGAUCAGGCUGAGGGGCUAUCACAAGAUCUCAAAAAUGAGAUCUGUGAGAACAUCUUGAUCCUGUGUCUGAGAGAGCUGUUUGAGUUCAGAUACAUGCAGACUGACCCCAACUGGUCCAAUUUUUUUUACGAUCCACAAACUCACAGGGUUGCUCUGCUGGACUUUGGUGCAACAAGAGGGUUUGAUGAAAGUUUCACGGAUCUUUAUAUCGAGGUCAUCAAGGCAGCAGCAGAUGGUAAUAGAGAAGGAGUGCUAAAGCAAUCCAUAGACAUGAAGUUCUUGACUGGUUAUGAGUCUAAGUCAAUGGUAAAUGCCCAUGUGGAUGCAGUCAUGAUCCUGGGUGAGGCCUUUGCUUCAGAGAAGCCCUUUGACUUUGGAGCACAGAGCACCACAGAGCGCAUCCACAACCUCAUCCCUGUCAUGCUAAAGCAGCGGCUUAUCCCACCACCAGAGGAAACCUAUUCGCUGCACCGCAAAAUGGGUGGGUCUUUCCUUAUCUGCUCCCGCCUCAAUGCUAAGCUAUGCUGCAAGAACAUGUUCGACAAGGCCUACAGCAAUUACUGGAGCAAUCGCCAGAAAGGACCAAGCCAGUGAUGGACAAUAUUUCCAGCAAUCAUAGCUCAGAGUGUCAGGGCUUCGCAAGGAAGAAACUUGGAUAAGCACAAUGCUUUGGCCAAUUACUCGAAUGUAAACGGAUUGCACUUGUCCCAACUGACCGAACCCUACCAUUCAUACACUUUUGUUUGGUUGUUGUUGUUUUUUUCUUUGAGUGCAUUUAUGGGAAAUAAUAUCCAUGAUUAUCCAUGGUCGUGCUGUGCUAUUUAAACGGAUAUAUCUAUGUGCUUAUGGGAUCCUAUAACCAAGACAAAUUUGGUUACUCAUCAGGCAUAGAGAUUGUAAAAGUAACGAUUGGCUUUAGAAAGCUGAACAUUUCAUAACCAAGCCAACAAUUCCUCUGGAUUGCUGGACUACUUUUGAUAGCUGAUUCAUAGCUGCACCUUCCCUCAUUCUGAGAUCAGAAAUCAGUGCAGGUUUGUUCAAGGGACGCAUAGAUGCACCUGCUACAGUCAGAUAAGAUAGUACCUAUGUAGAUAGGCUACAAGGUGUUUCUGUGUUCAUUCAUAUAGUAUACACUGCUGGGCUUGCUUGUUUUAGCCCCUAAUACACAGUAUGUCAUAAUGCAUUUUAAAAAGCCAGGAUAUUAUUAAUGAUGGGGUGAUGUAUCACUUCUCUGAUGUGUGACAUGUACAUGAAUUUAAAUGUGCAUAGAGGAAUCAGGGUGAAAACUACGAGAAAGUAUUGUUCAGUCAUCUCAUAAUGGCUUCAUAUCAGAAGGCUUUUUUCUAACUAUUCUGCUAUUGGCAUUCUUACUAAACAUUGUGAUAAAGUUGUGAUUAAAUCUGAAAAAAUUAAAUCUUUUGAAUUAAGA